This is a messenger RNA of Mercenaria mercenaria, 5995 nucleotides long. RefSeq lists its product as uncharacterized. NCBI's taxonomy places the organism in Eukaryota, Metazoa, Mollusca, Bivalvia, Venerida, Veneridae. Gene Ontology annotation, molecular function: lipid binding. The record is from RefSeq and is a predicted model, not a curated record. The coding region runs from base 216 to 1913 and encodes 565 amino acids. The transcript is spliced from 17 exons.
ACAUGGACUUCCUGGUUAUAAUUCUAAAAUAUAAAUAUGAUUUACUGCCAAAAGCUCUUUUGUGCAACCGUGUCGAUUUUCUGCUUUUCAUGCCAUAAAUAAACGUCGGUAUCCUUCGAACUGAGGAUAAUACAAACGGGUAGACUCUUGAACAUCAAACAAAACAAGUGAAUGCAGUUUUGCUAUCCUAUACAAAGUCUUCUACUGGGUGAACAAUGUUGUUCAUGCGCUAUGUGUACAGUCUGGUUGUAGUUGUCUACCUUUUCGCCCAAAACGGACAGCUAGAGGCGACAGCCGGUAUGCGUAUCACAGUAGCAGAAAAAACUUUAAAGAUGGUUAACGAAGUCGAAAUAAGUGCACUGCAGCGCGACUUAAACGGUAAAAGAUUCGACGACCUCAGCGAUUCUUCUGGAGACUUGUCUUGGAGGCUCUCAGACAUUCAUGUCCAGUACCUGGGAACAAUGACGUCAAGUAUCAACUUAUUAAGUAACGGCCAAAUCAGAUGGACGUGUGAUAUUAGCUCUAUAACGGUGGAAGCAGAUUGGUGGGCAAAGUUGAAAAUUUUGUUCACAUCAAUCUCUGAUGAUGGUUCUGUGGAAGCAAGGGCGGGGCGAACAUCACUCAGCAUCUCUUUAACGCUAUCAGAAAACUCUGGCGGGCUUGGAAUAAGCCUAAGCAGUUGUUCCGCGAGUGUCGGCAGCUUCAACCUCGAUUUUUCUGGUAGUUUAUUAAGUGGACUUCUGAAUGUAAUCUCGAACGUUUUUGAGCGCGACAUCAAAAGAAAACUAGCAGACUCCAUAUGUGACUUUGUGAGGAAAGGGAUGAACGAUAUAACCGCGGACAUGAGAAACAUUAAAACCUCGUUUCCGAUUGAGAUCAUAGGAAUUCCGUUGACGCUUUACAACUCCUUUACUAAAGUCACGGUCAAUAGUGAUACCAUUACAACGUAUCAUGAGGCAUCAGUACGUUGGAAUGGAUACACAUUCUACUCAGCUGAUACAACUGUACUUCCAACUUCGCGUCCAUCACAUGGUAUAGCUUUUGAUUUGAAGGAAGACGUUGUUAACAACCUUUUACGAGCCUAUGUGGAGAGCGGCCAUCUCGAUGGAAGUUUUAAUUACUCUAGGGUUGUUGGGAAAGGCUGGGACGAAUUCCGCCUCAUAUGUAAGGAGGGAACCUCCAAUAUCUGCCUCGGUAAUAUCGUUCCUCAGGUCGCAAAAGAGUACCCGGACAGAGUUUUAGGAAUGCAAUGGAAUGUGAAUUCGGCUAACUUGAACAUCCAGAACGGUCAAAUCACGGGAGAGCUGACAGGCCGAGUAAACUGCAGCGCUGACAGUGCUAACGAAAGUUUGCCAUUAUUUUCUGCUCAAGUGGAACUUGUCGUUGCUUUUGAACUGAAGUUUUCUGCCGGGGAACUAUCAGCUAGAUCAGUAGCUUGGGGGGGACACGCAACUGUUGACAGAUCAAACAUUGGAAAGGUUCUGACACCAUCCGUUCUAGACGCCACCAAUCUUAUCUUUUUACCCGGAAUUCAGCAAGACAUAUUGGAUAUUAUAAAUGAUUUCAAAACCAGCUACAAAUUAGAAUUUCCUAAAAAUGUGUUUAUCAAGGAAAGUGGAUUGAGCUUGUAUGAGGGCGUUGUUCGAGUUGAGGCUGACCUGUGUUAUAAAACAACUUCUUGCCGAUCUACAACAAACGAUGAAUGGGUUGGAAACAAAGAUAUCCCAAAGUUCGUAGUCGAUGACAUAAUACCAACCACAACGACGACGACAACAACAACAACGACACCGCCAUCAACAACAACAGCAUCUUUGUCUGAAACUGGUGGUCAGGUCAGUGGUCAGGCAUCAGUCAUAUUUUCAGUGGUGAACAUGUUUGGUUGUUUUGCAGUAUUUGUUGCAGUCACUGUGUAAACAGUUGUGACAUUUUGUAACAUAUUAACCUUUGUUAUUGCGCUUGUAACACUCAAGCUUAUUGCAGUCAUUCGGUAAACAAUUGCAAACUGUUUACUUCUUCAGCAAUUUCAUUGCAGUAAUUGUUUAAAUGGUUGUUAUACACUCUUCUUCUUUACAGGUUUAUUAAAUCAAAAGUGUAAACAUUCUUUACACUUUUUACUUCUUAGGCAACUUUUAUUGCAGUACUAGUCCUUUUGUAAAAAGUUGUUACGCUCUUUAUUUCUUCAACACAUUUUAUUGCAGUUAUUGUGAAAACGAUUGUUACAACAAAAUUCCUAAUUGUUCAGUUUAUAUAGUAUUACUAUUUUGUUAAUAAUGCAUGUAUUCACAUACUGAAAUUUGAAUAGGUAAUGCAGCUAAUUUUUAAUUGAUGUUUUGCAACGCACGGGAAAAGUAACGCAUUAGGCGUUUUGACCAAUAUUUUGACCAGUAUUGCAUAUUUUGCAUGUGCAGGGCAUGUGCACUAACAUGCACGUUUUCGUUUACAUAUUUGGCAUUACUGACAAAAGUCCUACUAGAAAAAAUCAUAUAUCAUGGUGAAAUCGACACAAGAGCAACGCGAUCGAGCUGUCGGAAUGUUGCUAGCCGGGACACAUUUAAUACACGUGUGUAAUUAUUUUUGCACUUUCAAAAGACUUUUAAAAUAAUUUGUUUGUAGCUGUUACUUUGAUGGGUAUUUUCAUUUUUAACCUUAUUUCCGUCUACAAGAACCUUCAGUCGUUGGUUAUCUACCAUCCAAGCUCUUUUGGCGAAAUUUACCCCAAGUACAAUUAAUUGAAAUGACCGAUUUUCAAUUUUGUUGUAAAAUUCCGACGGCCCGUGCGCGUUGCUCUUAAGUCAAGGUCACCAUGAUAUGUGUUUUUCUAGUAGGACUUUUGAUAAUAAUGCCAAAAGUGUUCAUUAACAAGUGCAUAUUGGUGCCCAUGCCCUUCACGUACAAAAUAUGCUAUAUUGGUCAAAACGCCAAAUGCGGUUACGUUGGCCGUGAGUCGGCCAAAACUUAACCAAUAAGUAGCUGCCGUACCUAUUCAAAUGUCGGUAUGUGAAAUUUCUUGUAAAUACAUACAUUAUUAACAAAAACGUAAUACAAUAUAAACUGGCCGAUUAGGAAUUUUUUUUCUUGUAUUUCUUUGGCGAUUUUGUAUUGUUGUUACGCUUUAAACAUCUUUGGCAGUUUUGUGUAUUGGCAAUACGCUCUUUAGUAUCAAAGCUGGAUAUUCGCUAUACAUUGUGUAUGACCUAUAAUGUGUCGUUACGACAGAAACCCAACAAAAUUACUUCUUUGGCAACUGUGUAUAUUGUCGUUAGGCUCUUUACUUCCUUAGCAAUUUUGUAUAUUGUCGUUACGCUCUUUACUUCUUUGGCAAGUUUGUAUAUUGCCUUUACGCUCUUUUCUCUUUUUGGCAAUUUUGUAUAUUGCUGUUGCGCUCUUUACGUGUCUGGCAACUUUGUAUAUCUUCCUUACGCUCUUUACUUCUUUGGUAAUUUUGCAUAUAACUUUGUCGUCUUUUUACUUCUUUGGCAAUUUUGUAUAAUGUUGAUAUGGUCUUUGUUACUUUGGCAAUUCUUGUGUGAAUUGAUGUUACACUAUUUACUCCAUUUACAUUUAAUUAAAGCCAUUGUGUCAACAACUGAAUGAUUUGACCAGUUAUUGCACUGUACUUCUUUUGCAGUUGUGUUGCAGUAAAAAUGUAAACGGUUGUUACUUUUUUACUUCUUUGGCAAUAUCUAUUUUAGUUAUUUUAUAAAUAAAGCAGUUUGAUGUCGUUUGUUUUGAAAUUGAGUAUAUAUAAACUGAUUUUUACAGGGAAUACAGAAAACAGUUGCUGCUGUCUUAAUGUAUGAUUCCCAAAAUGAUCUAGUUUCAGUGUUGCACCGUUGUUGUUACAUUGGAGAUGAAAACUUACUUGUGUAGGAUAACGAAUAUGACUUUGUGUUGUUUAUGCUUUUAAGAUGAAAACUUACUUAUGUAAGUCACGUAAAUGACAUCGUGUUGUUUUUGCUUUUGGGAUGAUAACAUACUCAUGUAGGAUAACGAAAAUUACCUUGUGUUGUAUUUGCUUUUGCGAGGAAAACUUACUAAUGAAGAAUAUUGUAAAUGACCUCGUGUUGUUUUUUGCUUUUGAUUUGAUAACCUAAUUAUGUAGGAUUACAAAAAAUGACCUCGUGUUGUUUCUGCUUUUGAGAUGUAAACUUAAUUAUGUAGGAUUACGAAAAUGACAUCGAAAUGGUUUUGCUUUUGAGAUUAUAACUUUUAGAAUUAUUUAGGAUUACGAGUAGGAUUACGAAAAUGACCUCGUGAUAUUUUUUCGUUUGAGGUGAUUUUUUUAAUUUAUGUAGGAAAAUGAAAAUGACCUCGUGUUGCUUUUACUAUUGAGUGAUAACUUUUAGAAUUAUGUAUUACGAAAAUGACCUCGUUUUGUUUUUGCUUUUGAGAUAAAAGAAAAAUGUUAAAAUCAUGUUGAAUAAAGAAAAUGACUUCGUGUUGUUUUUGCUUUUGAGAUGAUAACUAUUUAUGUAGGAUUACGUAAAUGACCUCGUGUUGAUUUUUACUUUUUGAGAUGAUAACUUACUUAUGUAGGAUUCCGAAAAACACCUCGUGUUAUUGUUGUUGUACAUAUGUUGUUUACUUUGAGAUUUUAAUUUACUUAUGUAGGAUUCCGAAAACGACCUCUUUUCAUUGUUGUACAGAUAUUGUUAUUUUAAGAUAUUAAUUUACUAAUAUGUGAUUCCGAAAAGGACAUCGUUUUAUUGUGUAUGCAGCUGUUGUUGCCUUUGGCAAAUUAAUUUACUAAUGUGAUAUUCAGAAAAUUAUAUCAUUUGAUCGUUUUACCUAUGUCAAUUAUAUGAAGUACAUAAAUUUUUAAAUAUUACAUAUUCCCAUUUCAUGUUGUUUUGCCGGUACUUAUGCUUUAAUUAUUGUUGGCUAACGCUUCGUCCCAUUUAUAAUAUAUGACUGAUCUCAUACAUUUUCGCAGAAGGACAAUAAUAAACCAAGUAAUGGACUUGUUUUAUCAACAACUUACAUGUAGUUUUAGCUCACUCGGACCUGAAAAUCUACUGAUUUUCACAGAAAUACUGGGUUCAUCACGUGAGAAGCUUUUGACCAUAACAAUGUUAGUCUACAUGUAUUUACGGAGGUAAACAUAUUAGCAAUGGCAGUAUAGCCGAAGACUUAACUCUCUACGGGUGUGUGGAAUAUUCUAUCCUGCGUAAAUCAACAAGAAUGUCAUUUGCUACAUUGAAUGCAGGAAAUGCAGUGUGCAGUGUAUGAAAAAGUUCACCGAUAAAUAUGUUAUUCCGCAACUACUCAGUAAACAUAGUUAUCAUAUGUUCAUAUAGCUAAAACUUAUUUUAUCAGUAGGACAUGUAUAUAAGAAGCAACAGACUCGCCCGCACUCUGAGAGACAUGUUGUUUUAACAAUGACGAGAACUGACAUUGAUUUUAACCAUAUAUCAGUGUGGCUUCUGACUAUUGAUGCUGAUUGAAUGGGAUAAGGCCGUGACUUUUAUUAUUAUAAUAUUAUUACAGAAAUUAAUGAAAUAUCAUAGCAUAUUGUAUGAGAUAGAAGUAUCAUGAAAUGAAGCAUGAAAUGAUAGAUUUCUAGCCAAAUUGCAUAGAAACAAAAUAAGCAACGCUAUGAUGCUGAAGCUCUAAAUUAAUGAUAAGCACACAUGUACUAGAAAAUGGAAGGACAAUGCAAAAAUGCAUACUGUGCUAGAAAAUCCAGCUGCCGAAAAUCCGAGGCCAAGAUGUUCAACGAAUUCUCAACAUCAUGAUGGAUUAAAAGGAAACAAAAAUAUGAAUCCAGUGCUAGUGUAAGAGAAUAUAUAAUUAGAAUAAAACUGCCAAAUAGAUACCAUAUUUUGCCAUGAUUAUGCGGCAAUAUAUCAGCCACGAUGGGAACAAAAGUCACGACUAACAAUUAAAACUUAAGAAGAUGAUAUUUUGCAGCAAAAUAAACAAGUCCGCUUACUUGAUACAACAUAAUUAUCAUAUUCUACAAAAUAAAAUAUUUUCUUUAUUGAAUAAAAACAAA